Messenger RNA from Tupaia belangeri chinensis (Chinese tree shrew), 348 nucleotides. Its product is annotated as 40S ribosomal protein S20. Gene Ontology annotation, biological process: translation. The record is from RefSeq and is a predicted model, not a curated record. Lineage: Eukaryota; Metazoa; Chordata; Mammalia; Scandentia; Tupaiidae. Gene Ontology annotation, molecular function: structural constituent of ribosome. Gene Ontology annotation, cellular component: small ribosomal subunit; ribosome. The transcript has a single exon. The coding region runs from base 1 to 348 and encodes 115 amino acids.
AUGGCUUUUAAAGAUACUGGAAAAACACCUGUGGAGCCGGAGGUGGCUAUUCACCAAAUUAGAAUGACUUUAGCCAGCCUCAACGUAGAGUCCCUGGAGAAAGUAUGUGCUAACUUAAUCAGAGGUGCAAAGGAAAAGAACCUCAAGGUGAUUCGGAUGCCUACCAAGGCUUUGAGAAUCACUACAAGAAAAACACCUUGUGAAGGUUCUAAGACUUGGGAUCGUUUCCAGAUGAGAAUCCACAAGCGACUCAUUGAUUUGCACAGUCCUUCUGAGAUUGUUGAACAGAUUACUUCCAUCAGUAUCGAACCAGGAGUUGAGGUUGAAGUCACCAUUGCAGAUGCCUAA